This is a messenger RNA of Belonocnema kinseyi, 312 nucleotides long. Its product is annotated as RNA-binding protein 25-like. The record is from RefSeq and is a predicted model, not a curated record. The coding region runs from base 1 to 312 and encodes 103 amino acids. The transcript is spliced from 2 exons. Lineage: Eukaryota; Metazoa; Arthropoda; Insecta; Hymenoptera; Cynipidae.
AUGGGGGUUGGUCGCAACUCACAACUCGGUGGCACGGAGGGAGGAACGAGGAAAAGAGGAUCAGAAAGAUGGAGAAAGAGGAGAGAGAACGAGAAAGAGAGAGAGAGAGAAGGAGAAAGAAAGAGAUGGAGAGACGGAGAGAGCGAGAGUGAGAGAGAGAGAGAGAAAUAUUGUGGGGUGAAAAGGGGGAGGCACGGCGUCGAACCGAAGAAACCCGGGCGCAAGGUGAGCAGCGAACGGCGCGGCUUACUCUUGGAAGCGACUCUCCGGGAGGAGAAGAAGAUGGAGGAGAGAGGAGCGGCAUUCAAUUAG